This is a messenger RNA of Metschnikowia bicuspidata var. bicuspidata NRRL YB-4993, 513 nucleotides long. RefSeq names its product 3-hydroxyanthranilate 3,4-dioxygenase. Gene Ontology annotation, biological process: 'de novo' NAD+ biosynthetic process from L-tryptophan; quinolinate metabolic process. Gene Ontology annotation, molecular function: 3-hydroxyanthranilate 3,4-dioxygenase activity; iron ion binding. Bases 1 to 513 code for a protein of 170 amino acids. The record is from RefSeq and is a predicted model, not a curated record. NCBI's taxonomy places the organism in Eukaryota, Fungi, Ascomycota, Pichiomycetes, Serinales, Metschnikowiaceae. The transcript has a single exon. Gene Ontology annotation, cellular component: cytoplasm.
AUGCUUGCACAACCCAUCAACAUCCAGAAAUGGAUCGAAGAAAACUCUCACUUGCUCCAGCCACCCGUGAACAACUUCUGUCUCCAUAGGGACGGUGCCACGGUUAUGAUCGUGGGAGGCCCCAACGAACGCACCGACUAUCACAUCAACCAGACCCCCGAAUAUUUCUACCAAUUGAAGGGGCAUAUGUGCUUGAAGGUCAUUGACGAGGGCCAGUUUAGAGACGUGGUCAUCAACGAAGGCGAUUCCUUCUUAUUGCCCGGCAACGUGCCUCAUAACCCGGUGAGGUUUGCCGACACUAUCGGCUUGGUUGUAGAGCAGGACCGGCCCGAGGGCAUGAACGACAAAAUCAGAUGGUACUGCCGUGCAUGCAAGGAAGUGGUGCAUGAAGUUGAAUUCUACUGCUCGGAUUUGGGCACCCAGGUGAAAGGUGCCAUUGUCGCUUUUGACGGUGACAUGGCGGCCCGCACAUGUGAGAAGUGUGGCACCUUGAACUACUCCAAGCCGCAGUAG